Messenger RNA from Brassica napus (rape), 1194 nucleotides. RefSeq names its product zinc finger protein CONSTANS-LIKE 7. Bases 131 to 721 code for a protein of 196 amino acids. Lineage: Eukaryota; Viridiplantae; Streptophyta; Magnoliopsida; Brassicales; Brassicaceae. The transcript has 3 exons. Gene Ontology annotation, molecular function: protein binding. Gene Ontology annotation, cellular component: nucleus. The record is from RefSeq and is a predicted model, not a curated record. Gene Ontology annotation, biological process: regulation of DNA-templated transcription.
UACAAGUAUUAAAGAAAAUACUGUAAAUAAUAUCUAUAUAUCUAUGUUCUUUUUGUUAUGAGGUGGGAUAGACACAGAAAAAAAUAUAGGAGUGGAGAGAAAAAAAGCUGAGGAAAAAGAUAAGACAUAUAUGGAUACACAAAGAUUACCCAAGAAAGAAGAAGAUGAUUAUCAACCUUCUUCAACCAUCGAGUCCAUAAAUGCUUUCUCUCGAGAAGACCGACACAACUACUCUAUGGAUGAUUUUGACAGCAUUUUCGACCUCAACCUUGACGGUUCAAAAUGCUCUCAAGAACUCACCUGGGAUUUCUUUAAAGAAGAUGAAGAUGUAGAGGAAGAAGAAAAAAGAUUGAGUACUGAUCAAGAAGGCUCAAGUUCUGGUGUUUGGGAUAAUAAUAUGUCGACGGAUUAUGAAGACAAAGAGUUGGGUCUGAAGCUGAACUUGAACCAUCAAGAAGUUAUUAAUGCUUGGUCUGAUCGCCCCCAGCAACCUCUGUGGACAAACACUUCACUGCUAAGGGGUCCGGCCAAUGCCCUUUAUAGUGGGGAAGUACCGGUGAUGGAUGAAGGGAGAAACACGAGAAGAGAAGCGAGUGUGUUAAGAUACAAAGAGAAGAGACAAAGUAGGCUCUUCUCUAAGAAGAUAAGGUAUCAAGUCCGAAAGCUCAACGCCGAUAAACGACCUCGUUUCAAGGGUCGGUUCGUGAGAAGGGAAACUUAAAAUGGAAAAGAAAAUAUCUGGAAGAAAAAUAUCUCCAAUCUUCGAUAUGUUUUUUUAGUAGUACUAUUAUUAUGAAGAUUUUUAUUUCAUAUGUAUUUGUGCUUUUUGAGAUAUCAUUAUCGUCUUUUACAACUUUGUCACAUUUUAAACGAAAAUAUCACCUCGGCGAAAAGAAAAGGAGAUGCAAAAUAUCUUAUAAAGCAAAGGAGUUGAAGAUUACAUGAAGAGGACGUUUAUGGUAAGUCUUUGUUGAGUUUGGUGGGGCCUAAGUCUAAAAAUGUUCCAUCACCACAUGUUUGAAUCCAAAACUACUCACUCCUUUGUCUGGGCCACUGUACCAAACUGUGUAUCAACAGCAUAAACUUCAUAUUACUGUCAGUGAAUGACAAUGCUAUUCUAUUGAAGCGCCCAGUUAAUGGUAUUGUAAAAAACUAUGUAUUUUCCAUUAAGAAAUUUAAACUAAAAUUCAUGGA